UUUUAUACCCAUUUGCUUAAUUAUGUGAAAUUAAACCCUAGAAAAUGGAUGGCAUAUUCCAAUGUGUCCCAAUUCCACCAACUUUGCACGUGAAAUGCUUCAAUUUCCACAUCCUUUGCUCUUGCAUUUGCUAGUCUACAACUAACAGUCAAAACUCCAUCUGCUCUACAUAAGAAUCGAGAACGAAGAAAGCACAUGGGUUUCCACUCCCCAUCAAAACCCAUCUCCUCUAUGGCCUUCCUCUGCGCAAUUCUCCUCUUUAUUCUCUCAUCGUCAAUCCAUUCGGUGUCCGGAACCACCAAUUUAACAGCCUACGAAGUUCUCCAAGAAUACGAUUUCCCGAUUGGCCUCCUUCCAAAAGGAGUAACAAGCUAUGAAUUAGACAGCUCAACAGGUAAGUUCUCGGUUUAUCUCAACGCAACUUGCACAUUCACAAUUGAUUCUUAUGAGCUUAAGUACAAAUCUACUAUCACGGGUGUGAUAAAGAAAGACGAGCUUUCUAGCUUGAGCGGUAUCCAAGUUAAGGUCCUGUUUCUCUGGCUGAGUAUCACAGAAGUGAUCCGCGAUAACGAUGAGCUUGAAUUCUCGGUGGGGAUCGCUUCUGCGAAUUUUCCGGUGAGUAAUUUCUACGAGUGCCCCACUUGUGGAUGUGGAUUUGAUUGUGACGAUGGGAAUUUCAGAAAGAUCGAUAUGGAUCGGGUUGUGUAUUCUUCUUGAUUAGGUAAUCUAUGUUCUGCAUCUUGUGAUUGUUGAUAAAUUGUGUUUGCAUUAGGUAUUUGUAAGCACAAAUAAAAAUUUGUAAUCGAUCGCUUUGCUAAUUUUCUUUGUUUUGCAAA
Manihot esculenta (cassava) is the source of this 836-nucleotide messenger RNA. RefSeq lists its product as uncharacterized. NCBI's taxonomy places the organism in Eukaryota, Viridiplantae, Streptophyta, Magnoliopsida, Malpighiales, Euphorbiaceae. The transcript has a single exon. The record is from RefSeq and is a predicted model, not a curated record. Bases 196 to 717 code for a protein of 173 amino acids.